Molecule: messenger RNA, 423 nt
Organism: Entrophospora candida
Lineage: Eukaryota; Fungi; Glomeromycota; Glomeromycetes; Entrophosporales; Entrophosporaceae
Source: the annotation of a GenBank genome assembly
AUGUCUGCAAUAAAAAGAAUAUCAGAUAGAGCACUUGCUCAAUUGAAAAAAAGAUACCAACCAAGUGAUUUCCGACCAACUUUUAAAGGUUAUAACAUGUAUGGCAAACCAAUUUACAAGAAACCAAAAGUUAGUUUACGAAUGUUGAAUGUAAUGCGAAAGAAUUUAGACUAUCUACAAAGGGAUCCUACCAGUAUUGGCUUGCCUAUUAAACCCGAGAAACGACCACCUAGACUUAAAAAACCUAAACGUCCUAAAUAUGAAAGAGAUGCUCCUAAAAGGUAUUGUUUUGGAGAAAAUUUUUUGAUGGGGAAAGAUUUGAUGGAUAGGAAAUCGUUAGAAGAAAUGCCAAAAGUAAUUGAGACCUGGAGAAAGGAAAAACGAUUAGAAAAAGAAAAGAACAAACCAUCACUACCUUUCUAA